Varanus komodoensis (Komodo dragon) is the source of this 1841-nucleotide messenger RNA. RefSeq names its product ER degradation-enhancing alpha-mannosidase-like protein 2. Bases 50 to 1786 code for a protein of 578 amino acids. Lineage: Eukaryota; Metazoa; Chordata; Lepidosauria; Squamata; Varanidae. The record is from RefSeq and is a predicted model, not a curated record. Gene Ontology annotation, cellular component: membrane; endoplasmic reticulum. Gene Ontology annotation, biological process: mannose trimming involved in glycoprotein ERAD pathway; carbohydrate metabolic process; endoplasmic reticulum mannose trimming. Gene Ontology annotation, molecular function: mannosyl-oligosaccharide 1,2-alpha-mannosidase activity; calcium ion binding. The transcript is spliced from 11 exons.
GGCUGCUGGAUGGCUACGGGAGUGGAAAAGUGUUGUAUGUGUCUCAUCGAUGCUGCCUUCAGUCCAUCCUCUGGGCUGGCUCUGGGUAUGGACGCUGCACCUGCAGGGGCCGCUCGCUCUUGUCACUGGGAAGGAGGUCGACGUCGCCCACUAUAGAGAGAGAGUCAAGUCCAUGUUUUAUCAUGCUUAUGAUAACUACCUGGAAAAUGCCUUCCCAUAUGAUGAGCUGCGUCCUUUGACAUGUGAUGGGCAGGACACUUGGGGAAGUUUUUCUCUCACUCUGAUUGAUGCUCUAGAUACUUUAUUAAUUUUGGGGAACGUUUCAGAGUUCCAGCGAGUGGUCAGUGUACUGCAGGAGAGUGUGAACUUCGAUAUUGAUGUAAACGCUUCUGUCUUUGAAACUAACAUAAGGGUGGUUGGUGGCCUCCUGUCUGCUCACCUGCUGUCAAAGAAGGCAGGUGUUAAAGUGGAAGCAGGAUGGCCAUGCUCUGGGCCCCUCCUGAGGAUGGCAGAGGAUGCUGCUCGAAAACUUUUGCCAGCCUUUCAGACCCCAACUGGAAUGCCAUAUGGGACAGUAAAUUUGCUGCAUGGAGUAAAUCCUGGGGAAACGCCAGUCACCUGUACUGCUGGUGUUGGUACAUUUAUAGUGGAAUUUGCUACAUUAAGUUAUCUUACUGGUGAUGCAAUAUUUGAGGAGGUUGCCAGAAAAGCUCUUAAAACCCUCUGGAAAAAUCGGUCUGACAUCGGCUUGGUGGGUAACCAUAUCGAUGUAAUAACUGCCAAAUGGGUAGCCCAAGAUGCUGGCAUUGGAGCAGGAGUAGAUUCCUACUUUGAGUAUCUAGUUAAAGGAGCCAUAUUGUUGCAUGAUGAGGAGCUGAUGUCCAUGUUUUUAGACUAUAACAAAGCUAUAAAGAACUACACAAAAUUUGAUGAUUGGUACCUCUGGGUUCAAAUGUACAAAGGGACAGUCUCCAUGCCUGUUUUUCAGUCCCUGGAAGCCUACUGGCCUGGCUUACAGAGCCUUAUUGGACACAUAGAUAGUGCAAUGCGAACAUUUCUAAAUUAUUACACUGUUUGGAAACAGUUUGGUGGACUGCCUGAGUUCUACAAUAUUCCCCAGGGUUAUACGGUGGAAAAGCGUGAAGGAUACCCCCUCAGACCUGAACUGAUAGAGAGUGCAAUGUAUCUCUAUCGAGCAACACGAGAUCCCACCCUUCUGGAGCUUGGCAGAGAUGUUGUAGAGUCAAUAGAAAAAAUCAGCAAGGUUGAAUGUGGCUUUGCAACAAUCAAAGACCUGAGAGAUCACAGGCUAGAUAACCGGAUGGAAUCCUUCUUCCUGGCUGAAACAGUGAAAUACUUGUAUCUGCUGUUUGACCCUGACAACUUCAUUCAUAACAAUGGUUCAUCCUUUGACAUUGUGCUGACACCAUAUGGUGAAUGUAUUCUCGGUGCUGGUGGAUACAUCUUCAAUACAGAAGCUCAUCCUAUAGAUCCUGCUGCCCUGCACUGUUGCAGGAAACAAAAGGAAGAGCAGUGGGAGGUAGAAGAUUUAAUGAGGGAGUUCUAUUCUCUGAAAAGAAGCAAGAAGUUCACAUUCUCAAAAACUUCAGAUAAAACAGAAGCAGGGAGGCAAAAAGAUUCUGCAGAUGCUUCCUCUGAAGGCUGCAAGGGACACAUGGGGUCUAAACAGAAGGAAAAACGAAGAGUCCCGCUUCUGAGCUGCCCCAGUCAACCCUUUAAUUCAAAACUGGCUGUUUUGGGACAGGUCUUCUUUGACAAUGCAUGAUUCAUUUACUCUGAUUCAGGGAUACUGGAGCCAAUAAAUGGAUGCUUUAUUUUCA